Endocarpon pusillum Z07020 is the source of this 3510-nucleotide messenger RNA. Its product is annotated as Carbamoyl-phosphate synthase arginine-specific large chain. The record is from RefSeq and is a predicted model, not a curated record. Lineage: Eukaryota; Fungi; Ascomycota; Eurotiomycetes; Verrucariales; Verrucariaceae. Gene Ontology annotation, molecular function: dihydroorotase activity; aspartate carbamoyltransferase activity; metal ion binding. Gene Ontology annotation, cellular component: cytoplasm; cytosol. Bases 1 to 3510 code for a protein of 1169 amino acids. Gene Ontology annotation, biological process: L-citrulline biosynthetic process; UTP biosynthetic process; 'de novo' pyrimidine nucleobase biosynthetic process. The transcript has 3 exons.
AUGGCUACUCCUGCUCGCUUUGGGCGGCACUCUUCUUUUCUUCUGACUCGGCGUUGUGUAUCUGUGUCCCAGUCGGCCAGCCGCUCACUAUCAACACAAUCGAUAACAACGACGCGGACACCACAUCUGACCUUGCAGAAGAAGCCACAAUGGCAGCAGACAAAAAAGUUCUCACGAUCUAUGAGGAGACACGCCGCAGUACAAUCCGCGCCCAGCGCCGAGGCGUACCUUGCAAGUGGAGCUGUUGAGCCUGGCAAAAAUCUGGUAGAUGUGAAGAAGGUGCUGGUCAUUGGCAGCGGAGGUCUCAGUAUUGGGCAGGCCGGAGAGUUCGAUUAUUCAGGAUCGCAAGCGCUCAAAGCACUGAAAGAAGCUGGGGUCGCAUCUGUCCUUAUCAACCCGAACAUCGCAACAAUACAAACCGAUCACAAACUUGCGAACGAGGUCUACUACCUUCCAGUCACCCCGGAAUAUGUCACAUAUGUGAUCGAGAGGGAGAAGCCAGAUGGUAUUCUUCUUACCUUUGGGGGUCAGACGGGGUUGAAUCUGGGCGUAAAGAUGAAUCGGAUGGGGAUCUUCGAGAGAUAUGGCGUCAAAGUUCUGGGGACGAGUAUCCGAACAUUGGAGGUCAGCGAAGAUCGAGAUUUGUUCGCAAAAGCACUGAAAGAGAUUGAUAUACCCAUCGCCGAGUCGAUCGCUGUCGGCACAGUCGAUGAAGCACUAGAAGCUGCAGAGAUAGUCGGCUAUCCUAUCAUUGUCCGUUCGGCCUAUGCGCUUGGAGGAUUAGGUUCGGGCUUCGCAAACAAUGCUGAAGAACUGAGCAAUCUGUCAUCGAGAUCUCUGACACUCUCCCCCCAAAUACUGGUGGAAAAGUCUUUAAAAGGAUGGAAGGAAGUGGAGUAUGAAGUGGUAAGAGACGCAGACAACAAUUGUAUAACGGUGUGUAACAUGGAGAACUUCGAUCCGCUAGGAAUCCAUACUGGCGACAGUAUAGUGGUAGCACCCAGUCAAACGCUAAGUGACGAGGAAUACCAUAUGCUCCGCACCGCAGCAAUCAAGAUUGUUCGUCACCUAGGAGUUGUGGGUGAGUGCAAUGUUCAGUACGCCCUACAGCCUGAUGGCCUCGAUUAUCGGGUGAUAGAGGUCAAUGCCCGUCUCUCUCGAUCCUCUGCUCUUGCUUCCAAGGCGACUGGUUAUCCUCUUGCAUACACAGCAGCUAAGAUUGGCCUUGGCCACACCCUUCCGGAACUGCCAAACGCAGUCACCAAGACUACCACGGCAAACUUUGAGCCCAGUCUUGACUAUAUCGUAACGAAGAUUCCACGGUGGGACCUGGCAAAAUUUCAGCACGUCAAGCGAGAUAUUGGAAGUGCAAUGAAGUCUGUUGGUGAGGUUAUGGCCAUCGGCCGUACGUUUGAGGAGUCUUUCCAGAAAGCAAUCCGACAAGUGGACCCAAAGUACAUUGGUUUUCAGGGCGACAAAUUCGACGAUCUGGAUGAGACGCUUAAGAACCCUACCGAUCGAAGAUGGCUCGCCGUGGGUCAGGCCAUGCUACAUGAAGACUACUCGGUUGAUAGAGUGCAUGAGUUGACCAAAAUUGAUAAGUGGUUCUUGUACAAGCUCCAAAAUCUUGUGGACUGCCAGCGUGAGAUGGAAGAAAUUGGUUCGCUGUUUGGCAUCAAACAUGAGCUUAUGUCCAAAGCCAAGAAGAUGGGAUUCUCUGACAAGCAGAUCGCGCUUGCUGUUGGCAGCACUGAAGAUGAAGUUCGCGCUCGACGAAAAUCCUUCGGCAUUCGACCGUGGGUCAAGAAGAUUGACACCCUUGCGGCUGAGUUCCCGGCUGACACAAACUAUUUGUAUACCACAUACAAUGCCACUUCUCAUGAUGUAACAUUCGACGACCAUGGCACCAUUAUCCUUGGGUCGGGUGUCUACCGCAUAGGUUCUUCUGUGGAAUUCGAUUGGUGUGCUGUUAACGCUACACUUUCACUACGAAAAAUGGGCAAAAAGACAGUGAUGAUCAAUUACAACCCGGAGACCUACUCUACCGAUUUUGACACUGCAGACAAAUUGUAUUUUGAGGAGCUUUCAUACGAAAGGGUCAUGGAUAUUUACGAACUAGAGUCUGCGGUGGGGGUAGUAGUGAGCGUGGGAGGUCAACUUCCACAAAACAUUGCCCUCCGGCUCCAAGAAACUGGCGGAGCAAAGAUCCUCGGCACAGAUCCCAAAGACAUUGACAAAGCGGAAGACCGUCACAAAUUCUCGCAAAUCCUUGACUCCAUUGGUGUCGAUCAGCCAGCCUGGAAAGAGCUCUCGUCAGUCAACGAAGCGGAAUCAUUCGCGGCUGAAGUCGGCUACCCCGUACUCGUGCGACCAUCUUAUGUCCUCUCUGGCGCAGCCAUGUCAGUCAUUAAUUCCCAAGAUGAACUGAAAGAUAAAUUGAUCUCUGCCUCCGCCGUCUCCCCCGAUCAUCCUGUUGUCAUCACCAAAUUCAUCGAGGGUGCCCAAGAGAUUGACGUUGACGCAGUUGCCUCGAAUGGGAAGCUUAUCCUCCACGCUGUCUCCGAGCCCGUCGAAGCCGCCGGCGUCCACUCCGGAGACGCGACCUUAGUCCUCCCCCCAGCCAAUCUCAGCCCUGAGAUCGUAUCCCGCGUAAAAGAAAUCGCCGGGAAGGUUGCCAAAGCAUGGAACAUCACCGGUCCAUUCAACAUGCAAAUCAUCAAAGCCGACGCCCCCAAUCAAGAAGAACCGGCCGCACUCAAAGUAAUAGAGUGCAACCUCCGCGCCUCGCGCUCCUUUCCCUUCGUCUCCAAAGUCCUCGGUACAAACUUCAUUGAUGUCGCCACCAAAGCCCUUGUCGGCCGCGACGUGCCCGAACCUGUUGAUCUGAUGGCGCAAAGUCGUGACUAUCUAGCAACCAAAGUCCCGCAGUUCAGCUGGACCCGUCUCGCGGGCGCAGAUCCAUUCCUAGGCGUGGAAAUGAGCUCCACAGGGGAAAUUGCCAGUUUCGGCAAAGACCUUACAGAAGCAUACUGGGCGUCGCUCCAAUCAACCAUGAAUUUCCGAGUGCCGGAGCCCGGCGAGGGGAUCCUUCUCGGCGGCUCUACCGAACUGCCCGAACUACCCCAGAUUGUGACUUAUCUGCAGCCGCUCGGGUAUAAAUUCUUCGCCGCGAGUGCGGACGUCAAACGACAUCUCGAGCAAGGUGGAGAUGGAAAGGUCGAAAUCGAAGUGAUCGAAUUCCCCACCACGGAUAAGAAUGCGCUCAGAAAAGUAUUCCAGAAGUACGAUAUUAGGGGCGUGUUUAAUAUUGCGAAAUCUAGGGCCAAGACGUUGCUCGAUGAGGAUUAUGUCAUGAGGAGGAAUGCGGUCGAUUUCGGCGUGCCGCUUUUUAUGGAGCCCAAGACUGCUCUCCUCUUCGCACAAUGCAUGAACGCCAGAUUGCCGAGAAAGGAAGGCAUCCCGCCCGAGGUUAGGUCCUGGUCGGAGUUUUGCGGCCGGAAGAUGAUGUGA